CCUUCUCUAAAACCCUAAUAACUGACCACAAGCCAUGGGGGCUGUGGCCAACGGAAACGGAGAGCGAGACGGCAGAAAGGAGGAGGAAGAAGAGGAGGAGAUAGGCUUCGAAGAGCUGGGCGUCGACCCCCGGCUGAUUCGAGCUUUGUCGAAGAAGUCCAUCACCAAGCCGACCCCAAUCCAGCGCGAGGCCAUCCCCUUGAUCCUGGAAGGCAAGGAUGUCGUGGCGCGGGCCAAGACGGGCUCCGGGAAGACGUUCGCCUACCUUCUUCCGAUGCUGCAGAAGCUCUUCUCCGAGAGCGGUUCGAGAAAGACCGCGCCGAGAACCUUUAUCCUCGUGCCAACAAGGGAACUCUGUCAACAGGUUUAUAACGAGGCAUCAUCGCUCCUCGAGUUCUGUAGAGUUCAGUUGAAAGUUGUGCAAUUGACGGCCAGCAUGCCAGUUGCAGAUAUGAGGACAGCACUGGCUGGGCCGCCUGAUAUUGUGGUCUCCACUCCAGCUUGCAUUUCAACAUGCAUGUCAAAAGGUGUCCUUCAGACAUCAAACAUCAAGGAUUCACUUUCAUUGCUGGUUCUUGAUGAGGCUGACCUCCUAUUAUCAUAUGGCUAUGAGAAUGAUUUGAAAACUCUUAUUCCCCAUGUGCCACGACGUUGUCAAUGCCUCCUAAUGUCAGCAACUUCAAGUUCUGAUGUCGAGAAAUUGAAGAAGCUUGUGCUGCAUAAUCCUGUAAUCCUGACCCUAUCAGAAGCUGGUCACUCAGAUGACAUUAUUCCAAAAACUGUACAACAAUUUUGGAUUUCAUGCAGUGCUCACGAUAAGCUACUCUACAUCCUUGCUCUGUUGAAGUUGGAGCUUAUUCAGAAAAAAGUGCUUAUAUUUCUCAAUUCCAUUGACAUGGGGUAUAGAUUAAAGCUAUUUCUAGAACAGUUUGGGAUAAAUUCUGGAGUCUUAAAUGCUGAAUUGCCCCAAAAUUCACGUCUUCAUAUUCUUGAGGAAUUCAAUGCAGGGUUAUUUGAUUAUUUGAUAGCAACAGAUGACGGCCAGACAAAGAAGGAACAAACAAGUAAGGAAAAUCACAUCCAGUCAAGAUAUUCAAAGAAAAAGUUAAGACAAAAAUUGGAUGCAGAAUUUGGGGUCGUGAGAGGAAUCGACUUCAAAAAUGUCUUCACGGUAGUCAAUCUUGACAUGCCUCAGAGCUCUGCUGGAUAUGUUCACAGGAUUGGUCGCACAGGAAGAGCUUAUAACACUGGUGCAUCGGUGUCUCUUGUUUCUCCUGAAGAGGAAGAAAUUUUUGAAGAAAUCAAACUCAUGUUUGGAGACGAUGAGAAGCAAGACUCCUCAAAGUCUAUUGAACCUUUCCCUUUACUUACUAAAAAUGCUGUGGAGUCUUUACGAUAUAGAGCUGAGGAUGUUGCUAAAGGUGUAACAAAAGUUGCGAUUAGAGAAGCACGAGCUCAAGAUCUCAGAAAUGAAAUUCUUAAUUCUGAGAAGCUGAAGUCUCAUUUUGAAGUUAAUCCAAGGGACUUAGGUAAUAAAGAAAACUUUGGAGGAAGAUAUUCUUGCCAUCUAGAAUUUAAUUUUAUUUGUUUUUGCAUGAUUUUUUGGGAACAAUUUAAUUCUCAGUGUAUAAUUUUGGCAUCUGCAACGGCAGAUUUACUAAAGCAUGACAAGUUACUGAGCAAGAAGGCUCCUUCAUCUCAUCUACGUGAGGUACCUGAAUACCUCCUUGAUCCCACGACAAAAGAGGCCAGCAAGAUACUCAAGCUCUCAAGAGCUGCAAUGAAGAUAGAUACCAAAAAAAGGCGUCCUGGUUUUAAGAAAGGAUUUGGUAGAAGUAGAGACCCCCUCAAGACUUUCUCUGCCGAGGAGAAGUCGCACAAAGGUGAGAAGAGAAGGAAGGACAAUGACGAAGUCAUUAAACAUAAGAAAAAGAAGGCCAAACAGGGCAUGUAAUAUUACUCGCCACAUUGAUUUCUUUUUAUCUUUGGAGCCUGGGGUUGAUGCUAUGGAAAAUGAUGGAGCCCAUGGUGUUAACCUCUGCAGUUUUGUAACAUCUAGGAGUGAUGCUAGAAAAUGGCAGCCUUGUACUUGUUUCGGUGAAAUUUUUAUUCCGCUCUAUCAGCAACCUCUCUACAUCUUCAUGGUGUAGUUUCAUUACGUAUGAUGUACAUUUUCUGGAGUAAAGGCUUCAAUUAAGUAGCCGGUAAAUUGCUAAUUAUAUUUAUAAUGCUGUGGCAAUUUCUUUGAA
Phoenix dactylifera (date palm) is the source of this 2249-nucleotide messenger RNA. The record is from RefSeq and is a predicted model, not a curated record. Lineage: Eukaryota; Viridiplantae; Streptophyta; Magnoliopsida; Arecales; Arecaceae.